AAUAGUAUAUCCAACAUAGAACUAGUUUUCAACCUAUAAAUACAAGCCUAAUCUUCUCUGUUUGUCAAUCAUACUUGCAGAAUUCUCUCUAUCUCUCUCUUUCUUUCUCUCUCUACCUAUUUGAGAUGGAGAUGGGUGGGAAGAAUUUAAAAUGUCUGGCAACUAUUGCUUUCAUUUGUGCUUUUGUUUGGUCUUUUAGUUUGCAAAAUUGCCAAGCUAGAGGAGGCAAGCAUUGGGCACAUAGAAAAACUGGAGGCUACCGCCACGGGCGCAUUCAUCGUCACCGUGGAGGCAGCAGCUCGUUGGGGUUGACGGACAGUGGCCAUGUUGGGAGUGAGGAUGUUGUGGGAGCCUCACUAGCAAGUAAAGGUGAUGCUAGUAAAGGUGGUUCAGGCAAUUUUAAUGUGUUGGACUUUGGAGCUAAAGGUGAUGGAAGGGCAGAUGACACUAAGGCAUUUCAGGCAGCUUGGGAAUCAGCUUGCAAUGCAGAGAAAUCAACUGUAGAGGUUCCCUCGGGGUCGGAGUUCCUCGUUGGCCCCAUUUCAUUCUCUGGUCCUAAUUGCAAACCGAACAUUGUGUUUCAGUUGGAUGGCAAAAUCAUCGCUCCUACAAGCCCUAGUGCUUGGGGUUCAGGUCUCUUACAAUGGAUUGAAUUCACUAAACUCAAAGGGAUUACAGUGAAAGGUACAGGUACUAUUGAUGGACAAGGCUCGGUUUGGUGGAAUGACUCACCCACAUAUGAUCCUACUGACGAAAAUUUGGACAAGGAAAGCAGUAGUAGAAAACUUCCAAGCACCAAACCAACUGCACUUAGGUUCUAUGGAAGUGAUGGAGUGACGGUCUCUGGAAUAACCAUCCAAAACAGCCAACAGGCUCACCUGAAAUUUGAUAGUUGCACAUCAGUUCAGGUUUCUUCAUUAACCAUUUCAUCGCCAGGUGACAGCCCAAACACAGAUGGAAUUCACCUGCAGAAUUCUCAGAAUGUGAUCAUUUCAAACAGCAAUCUAGCUUGUGGAGAUGAUUGUAUAUCCAUACAAACGGGAAGCUCAGCUGUAUACAUACACAAUGUCAACUGUGGACCAGGCCACGGAAUUAGCAUCGGAGGACUAGGACGUGAUCAAACAAAAGCAUGUGUUUCCAAUGUUACAGUCCGUGACGUCAAACUGCAGAAUACAAUGAAUGGGGUCAGAAUAAAAACAUGGCAGGGGGGUUCAGGUUUAGUACAGGGAAUACUGUUCUCAAACAUUCAAGUUUCAGACGUUAAAACUCCAAUAAUGAUAGACCAAUACUACUGCGAUGGGGGUAGCUGCCAUAACGGAUCUUCUGCAGUAGCAAUUUCAGGGGUAAACUACGUAAACAUAAGAGGAACAUACACUUCAACGCCAGUCCAUUUAGCUUGCAGUGACAGCCUUCCAUGCACAGGUGUGACAUUAGACACCAUUCAGCUUGAGGGGAGUGGCCGCUCCAACGAACCAUUCUGUUGGAAGGCAUAUGGUGAACUGAAAACCUCCACUGUCCCUGCCAUUGAAUGCUUGCAGUCUGGAAAUCCAGGGAAAGCUCAGUCUCACAAUUCUUGCUAAGCUCAGCAGCUAAAGAUUAAAUAGAUUACAGAAAAGAAAAAUUCACAUCGUAAACUGCUUAGAAACAGAAGAAAAAACUAUGGUAUACUGCUUAGAAAAGAAUUGCUAUAUGCUGCAAAAAGGGGUCCUAUAGAUAGAGAUAUUCAGUCACUGAUGAAGAGUUGGGAGAGAAUUUUACGCGGUGUAGGCUGCUUGGAUAUAGUAAGAUUAAUUUAGAUACGAUAUUGUUUGCUACAGAAAUGGUCCUUGCUCAUGAUUCAUCAUUCAUGCAUAGUAAGAUAAAUUUAUACUUUUAUAAACCACCUGAGUAAAAAUUCCACGAAUUCAAAAUUCCACACUUCUUCGUGAAAUGAUUAGCACAGAAAUCACCUAAUUACCAGAUUAUCGUCAAAUAAAACGAAAAAAAUGACACGAACAACUGAUAAAAACUUAUAUAUUACAUCGAACCUU
Cucurbita maxima (winter squash) is the source of this 2030-nucleotide messenger RNA. Its product is annotated as polygalacturonase At1g48100-like. Gene Ontology annotation, biological process: carbohydrate metabolic process. Bases 126 to 1580 code for a protein of 484 amino acids. The transcript is spliced from 7 exons. The record is from RefSeq and is a predicted model, not a curated record. Gene Ontology annotation, molecular function: polygalacturonase activity. NCBI's taxonomy places the organism in Eukaryota, Viridiplantae, Streptophyta, Magnoliopsida, Cucurbitales, Cucurbitaceae.